AUGGCUGCACCUGCCGAAGAGAAGCCUGUUGCCACUGAGGAACAACAACAACGACAACAGGAACAACAACAAACCCCUGUGGACACUCCCCAAUCGCGUGGUGAAAAGAAGGCUCGCAAGGCCAUCCUGAGUCUUGGUGUGAAACCCGUGCCAGACAUUACUCGCGUCACCUUUACGCGUGCUCGUGGUAUUGUCUUUGCCAUUGAGACCCCUGAAGUGUACAAGAGCAGUAACUCGGAUACGUAUAUUGUGUUUGGUGAAGUCCGUGUGGAUGAUAUGCGUCAACGUGCUCAAGCUGCUGCUGCCCAACAAUUGGCUGCCGAAGCUGCUGCCAAGGCAGAAGAUACUGAAGCCAAUGCCCCUUCAUCUGUUGCUGCUGCUGCUACUGCCGAGGAGGAGGAAGAGGAUAACGAACCCGUGGAUGCUACUGGUAUCGAGGAAAAGGAUAUUGAUUUAGUUGUCACCCAAGCCAAUGUCUCCCGUAACAAGGCUGUCAAGGCUCUCAAGAACAACAAUAACGAUAUCGUGAAUGCUAUUAUGGAAUUGACCAUGUAA
This is a messenger RNA of Lichtheimia ornata, 555 nucleotides long. RefSeq lists its product as uncharacterized. The record is from RefSeq and is a predicted model, not a curated record. NCBI's taxonomy places the organism in Eukaryota, Fungi, Mucoromycota, Mucoromycetes, Mucorales, Lichtheimiaceae. Gene Ontology annotation, biological process: protein targeting to membrane. The coding region runs from base 1 to 555 and encodes 184 amino acids. Gene Ontology annotation, cellular component: cytoplasm; nascent polypeptide-associated complex. The transcript is spliced from 3 exons.